Molecule: messenger RNA, 2780 nt
Organism: Condylostylus longicornis
Lineage: Eukaryota; Metazoa; Arthropoda; Insecta; Diptera; Dolichopodidae
Exons: 6
Coding region: 72-2639 (855 amino acids)
Molecular function (GO): RNA binding
Source: RefSeq, a predicted model, not a curated record
CAAAAUCCUAAAUUUAACUUAUUAACUUGAUAUAAACUGAGUUGAGAAUUCAGACGAAAAAAAAAGCUAAAAUGUCGGACAUAAAUGAUGCAGAUGAACUUCUUAAUUGUGAACUGCUGGGUGAAUUAGACGAACACGCUUUGCUGGGCAAUGAAGACGAUUUAUUGUUAUCUGAUGAAGAAGUCAAAGAGGAAAAUAAAGCAGCGAAAUCGUCAACAAAAUCUAAUGAAGCAAACAAAUCUAAUAAAGAAAAUAAAAAAUAUACGGAAAAUAAUCAGUUACAUAAAUCUGAUAAUGUUGGUAAAAGCAAUAAGGCAACAGACGGUCAACCAUCAGAUAUAAAGGUUACUACAAGUGGAUUAUUACCAAAAGAAAACACAUUAAAUCCAGAAGGCACAACAUUAGCGUCUUUUGAAGAGGAAAUUAAGUCUCAAAAUGAUGAAGUAUCAUCUACAAAUAAGGAUAUUAAAAUAAAUGAAGAUGAAUAUUUGCCAAUUUCACAAGAAAGCUCAAAUUUAGAUGAACUGAAUUAUGAGCCAGAUAUCAGAGAUGAAGAUAGUGAAGAAAAUUUGGGUGAACGGCUAAAUAUAAAACAAGCUUCAGAAAGGGAGGAUGUAAGCUCAUCUCCAGAAAAAAAUCAUCAAAAUCUUCGUUACCACUAUGGGAAACGCGGCCGAGGACGUGGUGGGGGACCGCUUUUUUUACCACGAAAUCAUCCACCUAAUAUUAGAAUACCAUUUAAUUCAAGACAAGCGCUGGGAGGUGAAAAAUCUAAUCCACAUGGCAUGCAGCAAAUGCAAUACUCUUCGAAUUCCUUACCCCCUUAUUCAAAUGAACAUCAACCCCAAAUUCCCUUACCGCGUCAUCCUUACCAUCCUCCCGGUGGUCAUAUUAUGAAUCCAAGAAUGGAUUUCCCACAUCACAGACCCAUGGGUCCAACUUUUAUUCCACAAAAUCUUAAUGAAGGCGUUGGUGGUCCUAGAAUGUAUGGGCAAAGGCAUCCUCAAUCUAAUGGUAUGAUACCAGCAUAUAACAAUCGUCCUCAAGCAGGAAAUUUAAUGAGACCAAUGUAUCGUCCUUCUGAUCCAAAUCAACUAAGGCCUCGAAUGCCAUUAAGACCGCAACCUCCCAUUCCAAUUGGAGCUCAAAAUAAUCCAAAUUACAUACCCCAGCCCGUUACUCAAAUACCACAACCGCACCUAAUCCAGUCAAGUAUGGGAGGAAAUUUACAUCAAAAUCCUUCGAAUUCUGCUGUAUUGCCACGUAAAGUACUUAUAAAUCCAAAUUUUAAAGGAGGAGUUGAAGCUGCAACGAGUCAACUUAUGAAAGAUACACAAUUUAUUCAAACUAUUAGCUCGCAUGUUUCUCAUUUACAAAGUGAUGAAGAGCUACUUCGACAACAAGAAGAAUUUAUAAAAAAAAAUCAAAUGCAAAUAGAUAAAAGAAGAUACGCCCGAUCUCCAGGUAGAAGCCGGAGCCGGAGUAGAAGUAGAAGUCGAGGACGAGUUAGAAGUAGAGAACGAAGCUAUUCGCCUCCAAAGCGAAGAGAAUUCUACAGAGAUAGGAGAGGAGGAGGAUUUCGUGGUGCUGGAGGUCGUAACAGACGAGCUAAUAGUAGAGAUUGGGAAAACGAUAAAAGACGAAGAAGUUUUUCUCCAGAUCGUAAAGAUAAAGACAGAAAUCCGGAAGAAGAAGAUGAAGAAACGAGAGCAUAUAGAUUGGAAAUUGAAAAGCAAAAAGCAAUGAGAGAAAAAAUCCUUAAAGACAAAGAACUGAGAAGGAGAAAAGCAGCAGAAGAAAAAUUGACUGAAGAUAAAAAUGAUGAGCCAUUGAAACUAAAACCAAUAGUAGUCACUGAAAGUAAAAUUAUAUCUUUGAAAAAAGUUAAAGAUAGAAAUGAAAUGGAACAAGCAAAUAAUAAAAUGCAACGAAAUUCUUCAACAAAUAAAAAAGGUUUUGAAACUAGUAGUAGUAGUACUAGUCCACAACGUGCAGCCACUAAACGUUCUAUACCCACUGCAAAAAUAUUACCAGAUGCAAAACGUUCUCUAACUGAACAUAUUAAAAAAGAUAUUGCCGUAUCAACAACCACUGGUGGAAGCAAUACUAUUAAAAGUACAGCUCAAAGUACAACUUCGUCAAUUGUCGCAGCAACAACCACAGCUGUUAUUAAACCUGUAUUCAAAAAAUCAACGACUGUUCAAACAGAUUUUUCUAAAAGUCAAAAAACUGAUUGCAACUCUGAUGAGAUGUUAGAUGAUUAUGAUGAUGAGCUUUUAGAGGAAGAACGUUUAUUAGCAUCACCAACACCAUCACCAUCAAAUACCCCAGAAAUUGGCCCUGAAAUUGAGAAUGAUAUUGAUGAUGACGAUGAUAAUAUUAUUUAUGGCAAAAAUGAUGAUUAUGAUACAGCAAGUGAUACUAAAGAAGAUUUUGUUGAUGAUGAUGAAAACAUAAAACAAAAACCAAAAAAAUUAUUUAUGUCGUCAAAUCGUAAAGUUUUAUUAAAACCAUUCCAAAAAAAUUCAGAUAAAAUUGAUUCAAUGAAAAAAAAAGUUUUCGAUAGACUCGAAAAACCAAAACCAAAAGUGUCCGUCAAAGAUAGCGCCAAAAAGAGAAUUCAAAAAAUUAUUGAAUAAUAAUGAUAACUAAAAAAAAAUUGCCAUCAUUAUUAUAAAAUAUAUUAAAAACACCCAGUUUUAUUAUUAUAUAUUAUCAUUUUCUGUUCUCAACUAUGAAUGAUUCUUCAAAAUACAUGGAAUAAUUUCAACAACGGGUUC